This is a messenger RNA of Ruditapes philippinarum (Manila clam), 2022 nucleotides long. RefSeq lists its product as uncharacterized. Gene Ontology annotation, molecular function: DNA binding. Gene Ontology annotation, biological process: DNA recombination; DNA integration. The coding region runs from base 1 to 1716 and encodes 571 amino acids. The record is from RefSeq and is a predicted model, not a curated record. NCBI's taxonomy places the organism in Eukaryota, Metazoa, Mollusca, Bivalvia, Venerida, Veneridae. The transcript has 3 exons.
AUGGCAACGUUCAAUGUGCACUGGGAUGAUUUGUUGGAAGUUCAAAUGAUGAAUAUUGAAGAAAUUUAUGACAAGAAUGAAUUUGAAGUCAAUACUGGUAUUGAUCCAUCAAUCUUUGAUGAGGAAUUUGAUGAAGAAAAACAAUACAAUGUUACAAAGUUAUUGACUGAUUCUCAGCUGUCCGAGUAUUCGAAGACUCCUGUUUCAACUGAAUGUCUUCAAAUUCCUGAAACUGCUGCUCAAUGUUCUCAAGCAGCAUCUGAUCAAUAUCCUCAAGUUGAUGAAAAUCACAGUGCUGUGCCUGUCCUUACUGAUGUUGCCUCUGAAAAUAUGAACAAAGGCUUUAUAAUGGUUGAUAUGGACUCUGUAAAGGCAUUUAACGAGUCGGAAAAAAAUCAGCAUACAAAACGUAAAACUAACCAACAUAUAAACAGGCUAAAAACUUUUCUCAAACUAAAAAACGAAACACGAGAUUUCCAUUCCAUCCCAAUGACGGAGCUGGAUGAGCUUCUUGCCAUGUUCCUUCUCUCCAUUAAGAAAGAAGAUGGAACAGACUACGAGCCGAGUAGUUUACGAGGGUACAUAUCUACAUUUGACAGAGUUCUCCAGGAAAAUGGGUACCAAUUUACCAUAGCCAAAAGUUCAAGACAAGGAUUUCCCCUAACAAAUCAGACUAAAUCGGCAAAAACAAAAAAUCUGAAAAAAUCAGGUAAAGGCAACAAAGAAAAUGCUGCCCAACCAAUAACAGAUGAAGAGAUUGACAGGCUUUAUGAUACCGGCCAACUAGGUCUUUCUUCACCACAGUCUAUCAUCAACACUUUGUGGUUAACAUUUACCAUACAUUUCGGCAUGAGAAGUGUAGAAGAACACUAUCACUUAUGUUGGGGCGACGUACAAGUAAAGAUCGAUGCGGAGGGCACUGAGUUUCUGGAACUUACAGAGCGCCAGACUAAAACACGCACUGGAGACAGUGGUGGUUCUAGGAAGGUUCCUCCACGUAUGUGGUCUAGUGGAGAUGAGCGGGAUCCGGUAUCUGCCUACAGAUACUAUGCAGCCAAGCGUCCACAUGGAUUCAGUCGGGAUUCGGACCCAUUUUAUUUGGCACCAAGAACAACCCCACCUACAGAAUUUGACCAAUGGUUUUUAAAACAGCGGAUUGGAAUAAAAAAAAUUGGCACACUAAUGAAAACAAUGACUGUAAAAUCAGGCAUUACACGGCACCUUACCAACCAUUCUGCCAGAAAACACACCAUACAAAAGCUCAGGGAUUCGGACCAGGCACCUACUGAUAUUAUGCAGAUCACUGGGCAUGAAUGUGUACAAAGCAUAAUCAAUUACAGCAAUAUGUCUUUGAAAAAGCAAAAAACUUGCUCUAAUAUCUUAAGCAGAUCUGCCACUUCAGUGAGAUCAAUUAAUACAAAUAAAUCUGCAACAUGUACAAAUGCUUCUUACCUUGACAAUAGCACUUCUGUCCCAAUGCAGUCUCCGCUGUCUGUUUUGCCAUCUACACAAAUCGAACCUCCUGUCUCUGCUCCAAACACUCAGUCUCAGGUAGUCAAUGUUCCAACUGUUAAUUACCCCACCCAUUUCACUCAGGCUGGAAAUGCUCCAGGUCAUGUGCAGUCAAUGUUUUUUGGUGCUACUGUCCAUAUACAGAAUUUUAAUAUGUACAGCAUGCCUCCAAGGAACGAUCAAGACAGUAGCAGUCGUAAUUGAACAGUUUUAAAAUAUUUCCGCUGAACAGCUGAACAUGUGACCGAGACUCCUUCGUCCAAAUCCGUUAUGUUAACUGUUAAACUGUUAAUUUCUGGCUAACAGUUUGUAAAACAUUGUUCUUUUUGUGUUAAUCUCCUUAAUAGCUUUAAAAAUCACACCUGUUAUCCUGUUAAAGCGCAAUUAAAUUCUCCAGUUUAUGUCUGUUUCAGCCGGCGGCCAUUUGCUAAAUUUGUUGAAAUGGUAAUAUGUUCCUACGCCAGAUCAGCACUGAUGAUGUUUAUUGUUGGUAUUGUUUAAUUGACUUUG